AUGUUUCCUUUUAUUGAGCAUGUUUUUUUGGGAGAUUUACUUUCCAAGUCUUUGCAAACAAAGCCACAGAGGAUGGACACUUUGGGGCGGCCUUUGCCGUUGAUGUAUGGUGCGACCAAGAAACGUACACCAUUAGAUGUUUUCCUGGAAAAUGAGGGGAGCGGGGAGAAAGUUGAAGGUAGAGAGUUUGGGAAGUUAGAAACUGAUGGCUUAACAACGAAGAUUAAGAGUAAACCAGUGAAACCAAGGACCAAAAUACUUAUUGGUGACCCCUUACCCUUAGAUUAUAAUAGCUCUGAACCGAAUAGAAACGACGUAUUGGAACUGGAAAAAAAGAAAGAAGAAAUCAAUGAAGACAUACGGAAACGAAUCAAAUUGAGUGACAUUGGGGACCCCUUGCCAUUGAAAUAUGAAUCACUGGAGACCACCAGUACCACGAGCAAUGACUUUAAUCCUUCUCUAGCCAGUAUGGAUGACACCGGAAGUAGUUUUGAAGACAUGGAGAUGGUGUCCAGGCCAAAACGACGAUUAGUGAAGUACAAUAUUGGUGAUCCACUACCGUUACUGUACAAUCCCAAAGAGGAGGAUAACAUUGAAACUCAAGAGUACUUCCGGUGGAAGGAUUCUGCUACAGACAAGACAUUCUCAGAGUGGAAAUAUGGGGUCUCCCAGCGAGAACCGCCCAUCGAGCCGGUUGUGAUAGAUAACAACGAAUCUAAUAAUAAUAAUAAUGAUGACGAUGGUGGUAAUAACAACAAUAGUACUAAAAGCAACGACGGGAAUGAUGAUAAAGGUGACGUGUAUGAUAAUAACAACGGUAAUGAGAAAGGUGUUGAUGUGUGUGGUAGUACUAGUGGGAAUAAGGAAGCAAAAAAGGAAGAAAAACAGGAUAUAGUAAUGGAAGAAGAACCAGGAAAUGUGACCAGUCAGAUCGACAAAAGUAUAAAAGCAGACGAAUACGAUUCUAAUGAAGCAGACGAGAAGCACGACGGUGUUACAUCCAGUGAACAAGGGAAUUUGGAUGAAAUGAUCACUUUCAAUGAAAUCACACAGUUACUAGCCAACAAUUCCUAUGAUGUUCUAAGAAGCAAGUCACAAGAUGCCGACUUCCGCAUACAGUUGAUUCGAUAUUUGAAACAACUCGAGAAGCAGCAUGAUGUCCUCAAUGGGUUGCUACAAGGUGAAACUCAGACGGUUGAAAGACGCUACUGGAAUGGCCUGCUUAUCGGAUGCUUUGUUCUUGUCAUUCUCUGCACCGUUUCCUACUUUUUGGCCGAUUAG
Pichia kudriavzevii is the source of this 1281-nucleotide messenger RNA. RefSeq lists its product as uncharacterized. The record is from RefSeq and is a predicted model, not a curated record. The transcript has a single exon. Lineage: Eukaryota; Fungi; Ascomycota; Pichiomycetes; Pichiales; Pichiaceae. The coding region runs from base 1 to 1281 and encodes 426 amino acids.